AUGUUAGACAACAAGAAUUGUACUUCUCGAUACCAAGAGUUUGGUAAUUUUAGUUCAGAUGAUUGUAGCAGAGAACACCCGGUUUCUUUCCUCAAUUCAGUUGAUCUGUCUACAUCAGUCAUCAUUGCUGUUUUAUCACCAUCGGCUGUGGUUGCUAAUGCACUGAUUUUGGCCACCAUUUGGAAAAGAACUUUUACCAGGACUUCUUUCCAUGUUCUUUUAAGCGGACUGGCGUUAACUGACUUUUUCACAGGACUUCUUGCCCAACCUUUCUUCGCUGCGUCGUGUCUAACAAAUUCGAUAAACAUUCGUACAAUUGGCGAGAGCAGCAGUGCAUACUUCAUUGCCAUAACACUUAUUAUCAUAACGUUGAUGUCCGUUGAACGAUGGCUGUAUAUGUCUCAAACAUCAUUUAGUGCAUCACGUCGUAGAUAUUUCUUCCUUAUCAUGGUCUUUUUUCUCCCAAUUCCAGCAACUGUUAUUCGCGUGUUAGCUAACCAUAAAGAUCCGGCGUAUGAAUAUGUGUUUGCUGUAACUACAGCCGUAGAGAUGUCGUGUUGUUUUCUUGUGACAUUAUUCAGCUAUUUCAAAGUUUACCGUAUUCUACGCCAUCACCAACAACAAAUUCGUGCCCAUUGGGGGUCUCAGAAUUUUGGUCAACCCACCAUAGACUUUUCAAAGAACAAGAAAUCUGUGGCUACCAUGGUGUACAUUUUGAUUUUGUUUUCUGUCUGUUUCAUUCCUUACAUUGUUGCAGCCCCCCUAAAAUUUACUCUUGAUUCCAAAUAUGAAGAAAGAGCCUUCGCUGCUGAGAAAGUGUCAAUGGUGCUUAUAUUUUUGUCUUCUACACUCAACCCAGGCCUGUAUGUUUGGAGGAUGAGAGAUAUUCGUACUGGCCUUAAGCAGCUGUUAGGCAGAAGCAAUUAAAUAAGUUAUUCCUGCCAGGUCCAUGAUCUGCCGAUGAUCAAUUUUAAAACCGGAAUAGCUGUUGCCUAACAUGAAUAAACCUAGUGAUGACUCUUGCUAACCAAAGAGUUUCCUACCGGUUACUGGUACAGUAACAGAGCACGGAAUCCGAAGAUCUGACGUACGAUUCCUGUUCGAAACAAAGAUUUUGCUUUCUUUGUCUUGCGCUAGAGACAACGGGAAUCUACCAGUGAAAACAGUUUUAAAGACACCUCUCUUUAUUGCCUAACAAUAUUCAUAAAAACAUGUUUCCACAUAUAUGAAUAUAUUAUUGACCGUCCUAAAACGCAGUCGACGAGCAAAAGCAACUCAAGGAAAUUCACAAUUAUUUAAUGAGGUUAUGUUAUCCAUGACAGCCGGGAAGAUUUAGUACCACGGAAUAAGCACCCAAUACAAUAGCCUCUUAUCUUCAUAUCUCAUCAACUGAUUAGCCGACCAGAAAUUUUUUAAUUAAGUUUUUAAGUAUUAAGUUUCAAAUAAAUGUCUUGUUUCGAGCCUAAGACAAAACAGGCCUUAAAAGGCCUUUUCCUUUUCGGCCUCCAGAAGCUUAUUUAUUUUAUUUAAAAACUUGCUCAGUAACUGUAGGACGGCUGGAACAGGUUGUAAUACACAAGAAGAUCAUAUGUAGCGUGUGGGUGCAUUUGCGUAUCGAAGACAGGUGCAAUCUUGCUUUCAUAUGCAAAAUAAUGUUGAUUAAUUUUUCACAGAGCCGUGAUCCAAUUACCCUAAGCAAAUCAAUUUUUAUUACAGAAGGAUUCUGUGCGAAUGAAUAAUUAAAUAAGUUCAAAACUCUGCUAGAUGUCAGUCACCAGCAUUAAAACUAACGCGUCUCAAUAUUAUAUUUCUGGAAGGCAAUCAGUAAUAUCAGCGGGGAUAGCUUCUGUAGGGGCAAUAGAAAUGUUAACCAUGAAUAAACACACGUCUAUAGAAAAGCUUUUGUAUUCGCAUAAAACUUUCACAGACCAUUUAAUUAUACUAAGUGUGGUGUAGUUUACCAUGACAGAUGAAUGUUCAACUUCAAACCAUUCUAAAACAAAGCCCAAGUCCCAAAGAUAAUCUAUUAUUUUCGUCAUUGUUUUAUUUACUAAAGAAUUGCAUGCAACGUAAAUCUUGCCUUCGCAGUUUUGACGUCGCUUAAAUUAGAUAAGGUUCAACGUGGUUUGAGAUGCAACAUCACACCAUACUUGGCAAACAAUACAACCUGAAGUCAAUUAAAAGCUCCCGCCGGGUCAAUUUACAAGCAUAUUGAUUAUAGGAAAGGAUUCGAGGGAAAGAAUUAAGUACACAGAAGCCCACAAAUAUCUAAUUCUGUAAGUAGGAGAAGCAAGCAGAAAAGGUGUUGAGGAUGAGCAACAAAAGUACGUCGACAGUGGGUACGGUGAAAAAUAAUACUCUUGGAAGAGUCACUCUCCUCUGAAAUUUGGUAGCAGAGUAAAGCGAAAGUAAUUUGGUUCGGUUUUAGCUUUGAAAUGCAAAAAAAAUUGGACGAGAACUGAUUAUUUCAUUUUCUUUGUAAGUAUAUCUGCUUUAUGUACCCAAAAAGUUAAAACUGAAGAUAAGAGAAGAUAUUAAUCGAACUCUGUGAAAAUCAUUCCCACAAUUAAUAUCGAGUGAAGUUUUGAGCGGAAAAUUAUACUCUGUUUUUCAUUGUGAAUGUCAUUAUGUCUAGAGAAUGGGAAAAAAACUAUGAGCAAUAACUCUUUGUAACAGUUAUGACAGACCCUAUGUGGUAUGUCUUCUGCUAGAUAGUUUUAAUCUAGGACAAAAACAAGGAGCACUUAAGGUACUUUCAGGAUCAGAAUAUUCCAGAGCUCCCCAACCACAUAGAUCACUCUCGGCAUUGCUGAUUCAAGCUGUACUGACUUGUGUCACAUGAGAUCCUUAGAAUAUCAUCAAGAUCUUUCUUCGCUCGAUCGGCUACAAAGUCGACUCAUAAAUUGUAUCUCAGUAUGAGAAGAGAUUAAUACUUCUAGUAACGUUCGAUGAAAAGUUUAAAACGUCUUUCGAUAACUUUAUUUCAAAUCUUAGUAGAUCUCAGAAUCAUUAUCAUUCCAGAAUUGAUUAUGUUCAUCUUUACACUUUUUUUCCAGCAGGGUUACUGGACUAUUCUCUCAGUUCCAGAGUAGCAUUCUCGAUCCUGACGGGUGUGCUGUUUCUUUUCUCCUUCGUUGGUAACUCGUCGGUCAUUCACAUUGUUAGGAAAAACCAAAACAUGAAGUCUACUACUUAUCUGCUGAUACUCAACAUGGCGUGCGGAGAUUUGGUGAUAUCGACUUGGACUGGUGCCACGUUAAUUAGAUAUUUGCUCUUUGGAUCAGUUUGGCCCCUCGGGAGUUUUGGAAUAGUGUUAUGUAAAACAAGCCUGUACAUUGCUUUGGUUUCCUUUCUUGCAUGUAUUUUUAGCUUGGUUGGUAUAACAAUAGAUCGCUUCAUGGCAGUCAGUCGACCCUUGAAACACAAGCCUUGGUCAAAAUGGACCAAAAUAACCAUCCCGGUCAUAUGGGCAACGUCCUUUCUGCUGCCAGUUGGUACUCUUUUGGAAAUAGAUGAAAUACCCAAUCAGUCAGGGAACACUACGUGUAGUGCUACAAUAUCUCAUGCCAAUUCCAUGAUACUUGCGUCAUGUUUUCUACUGCCGUUUACGUUAAUGUCAGUUCUUUAUCCCCUGAUCAGCUAUCGUCUCUGGAAAAGGAAGGUCCCUGGAGAGUUCAACGCCCGGCAACAGCAAAUAGCAAAUCACACGGCGCGAAGAGUCACAUUUAUGAUGAUUACAGUGAUAGUCAUCUUUUUUAUAUGUUGGGCGCCACAAUUUGUUUUUUCGUGGCUGCAUCCAUUUGCUGAGCAGCUCGUGAUGAAAGCACCAAUAUGGCUGAUUCCUUUUAUCAUUUUGUUGAAGAUAUUCAACAGUGCAAUAAAUCCUUUUGUCUACGCGGUAUUUAAUGAGUCCUUUCGAAAAGGCUUUAGAGACAUUUUCGGUUGUGACGAGUUCCUUGAACACAAUACAAGGGAUCUGGGACUGCAGCAAUGCGCUAAUACCCAAACGAAACGUAAGCCAGCUCAACAUGUCCAAUUACUAA
Pocillopora meandrina is the source of this 4043-nucleotide messenger RNA. NCBI's taxonomy places the organism in Eukaryota, Metazoa, Cnidaria, Anthozoa, Scleractinia, Pocilloporidae. The record is from the annotation of a GenBank genome assembly.